Molecule: messenger RNA, 2830 nt
Organism: Melopsittacus undulatus (budgerigar)
Lineage: Eukaryota; Metazoa; Chordata; Aves; Psittaciformes; Psittaculidae
Gene: GATAD2B
Product: GATA zinc finger domain containing 2B
Exons: 12
Coding region: 250-2025 (591 amino acids)
Biological process (GO): negative regulation of transcription by RNA polymerase II
Cellular component (GO): NuRD complex
Molecular function (GO): sequence-specific DNA binding; zinc ion binding
Source: RefSeq, a predicted model, not a curated record
GGCAUUGUUUGUGGCGGUGCCGGCAGCGCGGCGGCCGCUCCCGGAGCAGUCACGGCGCAUGAUUGGCAGCCGGGAUCGGGAUCGGGAUUGGGAUCGGGAUCGGGAUCAGGGCAUGGCACACGGAGCCUCCCGUCCGCCCCAGCCCCGAUCCCAUUGGAAUCCCGACGCUUCCGCUCGUCCCCUUGCCCCUGGGCUCCCUGAUCCUCUUGGAGAGCCGAGGAGGAGGCAGCGCAGGGGAGCCCGGCCCUGAUGGACAGGAUGACGGAGGACGCUCUGCGCCUCAACCUGCUCAAGCGCAGCCUGGAGCCUGCGGACGAGCGCGACGAUGCCCUGGCCAAGCGGCUCAAGAUGGAAGGACACGAGGCCAUGGAGCGGCUCAAGAUGCUGGCCCUGCUCAAGAGGAAGGACCUGACCGGGAUCGAUGGAGCCCACGAGAUCCCGGGAAAGCCGGAGCUCGGGAAGGGCUACGAGGAGAAGCUCAACGGGAGCCUCCGGCCCCACAGCGAGGGCAGGACCGGGGGGAGGCCGGGCAAGGAGAACAUCCAUGAGGAGCCUGUGGAUAUGAGUGCCAGGAGGAGUGAGCAGGACAGGGGCCGGUUGACCCCAUCCCCAGACAUCAUCAUCCUCUCUGACAACGAAGCCUCCAGCCCCCGUUCCAGCUCCCGCAUGGAAGAGCGGCUCAAGGCUGCCAACCUGGAGAUGUUCAAGGGAAAGAGCCUGGAGGAGCGGCAGCAGCUCAUCAAGCAGCUCCGGGAUGAGCUGCGGCUGGAGGAGGCCAGGCUGGUGCUGCUCAAGAAGCUGAGGCAAAGCCAGCUGCAGAAGGAGAACGUGGUGCAGAAGGCUCCCGUGGUCCAGAACGCAGCCUCCAUCGUGCAGCCUUCUCCUGCCCAUGGGGGUCAGCAGGGGCUGUCCAAGCUGCCCUCCAGGCCUGGAGCUCCAGGGGUUGAGCCUCAGAACCUAAGGACAUUACAGGGUCACAGUGUCAUCCGCUCGGCCAGCACCACCACCCUGCCCCACAUGCUCAUGUCCCAGCGUGUGAUGGCUCCGAACCCAGCCCAGCUCCAGGGCCAGAGGGGAGCUCCCAAAGGAGGCCUCAUCCGGAGCACCACUCCCAGCAUGAAUCCGGCCAUCACCUACCAGCCGCAAUCCAGCUCGUCCGUCCCCUGCCAACGCUCCUCCUCCUCCGCCAUCUACAUGAACCUGGCUCCUCACAUCCAGCCUGGCUCUGUUCCUCGUGGCUCCUCUCCCCUCCCCAGCCCUGGCUCCUUAUCCGACGCUGCCAAUUCCCAAGCUGCGGCUAAGCUGGCGCUGAGGAAGCAGCUGGAGAAGACCCUGCUGGAGAUCCCCCCCCCCAAGCCCCCAGCCCCACUGCUGCACUUCCUGCCCAGCGCUGCCAACAGCGAGUUCAUCUACAUGGUGGGGCUGGAGGAGGUUGUGCAGAGCGUCAUCGACAGCCAAGGGAAGAGCUGCCCCUCUCUGCUGCGCGUGGAGCCCUUCGUGUGCGCCCAGUGCCGCACAGACUUCACCCCACACUGGAAGCAGGAGAAGAACGGGAAGAUCCUAUGUGAGCAGUGCAUGACCUCCAACCAGAAGAAGGCCCUAAAGGCCGAGCACACCAACCGCCUCAAGAACGCCUUCGUCAAGGCCCUGCAGCAGGAGCAGGAGAUCGAGCAGAGGCUGCAGCAGCAGGCAGCUCUGUCUCCCACUGCAGCACCAGCCGGCACCAGUGCCAGCAAACAGGAGAGCAUCCUGAGGCACCACACGCUCCGGCAGGCUCCGCAGCCCCAGAGCUCCCUGCAACGCGGAAUUCCCACCUCUGCCCGCUCCAUGCUCUCCAACUUCGCGCAGGCUCCGCAGCUCUCGGUGGCCGGAGGCCUCCUGGGCAUGCCCGGUGUCAACAUCGCCUACCUGAACGCCGGCAUCGGGGGCCACAAAGCAUCCAGCCUGGCUGACCGGCAGCGGGAAUACCUCUUGGAUAUGAUCCCACCUCGCUCCAUAUCCCAGUCCAUCAGUGGACAGAAAUAGCCCCUGCUGAGCAGAGCAUCCCCCUCCAGCCCCGAUCCCAUCGCAUGCAGUGCCUGUGCUGGUGCCUACCGACCCCGGGGGGAAGCAGAGCCAGGACCCCACAGCAAGAGGAUCCCAUCCCAUCCCAUCCCAUCCCGGUUUCCAGCCCGUUUCCAGCUCGGGAAGGGAGAGGCUGCUUCCUUGGCCCCAGGGCUGCUUGAGGCCAGCGCUCGCCCCAUUGAUGCUGGGUUUUGGGAUGGCAGAUCCCACAAUCUGGAAUUGUAUCCUGGGAUUCUUUUGGGGUUGAUUUUUCCCGAGUUUUUUGGUUUGGUUUUCCCGGAUUUUUGGUCUUUUUUUUUGCUUAUUUUUGGGAUCUCUUCCCCCCCCCCCCCAUUUUCCUUCCUUUUUUGGUUGCUCCGGUUCAACUUGUGCCACAGACUCGGUGCUGACUCACGGUGGGGGGGGCACGGGGGCCACCAGCACCCAUGGGUGCUCACUGCACCCUUGCCUUGCUGAGAAGAAAGGCAGGAGCCUCCCAUGCCAUGGAGGGGGGAGCCCAAUGGGACCCAUGGAUGGUGCCGGUGAGCCCCAUUGGCCAAGCCAAGGAGCCCCUUUGGGGUGUGGAGGGUGCUGAGGCCACCCCAGAGCAGACUUGGGCACGGUGAGUCCCCGUCCUCGGCCCUGCCGCGCUCCUGCAUGUCCGGAUGAUGGGAAUGGCAUCGGGGCCAUGGGAUUGGUACCCAUGGGAUGUGUGUGGUACCCAUGGGAUGCGCUGGUACCCAGGUGAUGGGAAUGGUACCUAUGGGAUGCGUGUGGUACCCAUGGG